This is a messenger RNA of Daucus carota subsp. sativus, 1384 nucleotides long. RefSeq lists its product as uncharacterized. Gene Ontology annotation, cellular component: plasma membrane. Lineage: Eukaryota; Viridiplantae; Streptophyta; Magnoliopsida; Apiales; Apiaceae. The transcript has 2 exons. The record is from RefSeq and is a predicted model, not a curated record. Bases 153 to 1250 code for a protein of 365 amino acids. Gene Ontology annotation, molecular function: protein binding.
GCACCACACCGCACCGCAAUUUUGAGGUGUGGUUUACGCGGUUUUUAUAUUACGCGGUGCGGUUGCGGUUUAUGAAUUUUCCCAAACCGCAUGCGCGGGUUGGUUUGCGGUUUUAGGAAAAAACCGCACCGCCCGCACCGCGAACACCCCUAAUGAGUGUGUUAUAUAUCGAGUUGAUGAAAGUCAACUCAGAAUCGUUUGAUGAAGAAGAGACAGUGUUUCACUUGUGUGUUACUUAUAAUCGUUUGAAUCUUCUUAUUCGUUUAUUAAAGUUGAAUGAUUACGAUCUGUCAAACAUCAAAGAUGGGAAUGACGACACUGUUUUACACACUGCAGCUGCUUUAAAACGGGUGCAGAUGAUUAAAUACCUGGUCAAGAGUAGAAAUAAAGUGGAUGUGAAUGCGGUGAAUAAAAAAGGUCUCACAGCUUUGGACAUAGUAGAGCAGAUGCCGAAAGAUCUGAAAAUGAUGGAAAUUAAGGAGCUUCUUAUCUCAUCAGCUAAUCCUUCUAUGGUUAUUGAGGACGUUGUACCAACCACGAAGGCUACCACAGCAGCUGAUGAUAACGGAGGAGGAGGAGGAGGAGCUGAUGACGACAGCAUAAUCAAUGUGAUGAAGGGGUGGUGGAAUAAGAUGAAAAAGUAUACCAUCCUUCAAGAAAAAGCUGCCCAAAGAGACGAGUACGUACUAUUAGCCGCAACUGUAAUAGCUUCCAUUGCUUACCAAGCAGCUAUUAGCCCUCCUGGUGGAGUCUCUUCAGGGGAAGCUCCUGACUCUUCUAAUCAAUAUCCUGAACUUUACCCUGGAGAUUCAUUUCUAGCCUACUUCAACACCUCACUGAGUAAUGUGUUUUGGACAGCAAACACCAUUUCUUAUAUGGCUGCUCUAAGUGUCAUAUUUCUCUAUGUAAGUGGCGCAACUCUGAAACAGAAGCUCUUCAUUUGGCUCAUAAGGGCAGCCAUGUGGAUAACUCUCACCGCAAAUACGCUGGCCUAUGCCUGUGCAGUUGCUGCCACCCACCUAAACUACAAUGCUGACGACUACACAGUUAAUGGUGUCCUUGUCGGACUGAUUGUUUGGUUGGGAUUGAUUUUCCUAUCCUUGUUAGCUGUUAUUUUUCGUGCUAUUCGUUAUAUGGUGAGAAAAAUUAUAAAGAAAAAUGAUGCGUGGAAGAAGAGAUAUACCAGCAGACACCCCGCCUCCAUCACACCCCAAAAUAUUCAUGUCGUCUCUUUCAAUUCUCCUGCCUAGCUAUGUCGUCUCUUUCAAUUCUUUAUUUCUCAUUUAGUUUUCCAUAAAAAUAUGCAGUUCAUAUUUAUAUGUACUGUAUUUUGUACGAAUUUCUUUUAUGUCCGCAAUCCAUGUAAUCCUCGCAUUGUUAAUUA